AUGGGUUCAAUCGCCGAGAAGUUUGACUAUACGUCGCUGAAAGAGUUAUUGAAGGGCACCGGGGCUGAUGUUCUGGUUCCUGGAGAUGGACAGAAGUACGAGGAUAUCAUCCAGAGGUGGAGCGAAAGCUGUGUGAAGAGAGCUUCUGCAGUGGUGGCCGUCCGAUCUGCUUCUGACGUCCAGGCAACCCUUGAGCAGGUCCGUAAGCACAAACUUCCCUUCACUGUCCGAGGAGGAGGUCACUCGACGUCUGGCGCCGCGUCUAUCGAAGAUGGUCUCGUUAUCGACCUCUCCAAGAUGCGCGGCGUCACCGUCGACCCGGAGGCCCGCACCAUCACCGCAGAAGGUGGCACCGUUUGGGAAGACGUCGACAACGCCGCCGCCGAACACGGUCUCGCAACAGUAGGAGGCACAGUGAACCACACCGGAGUCGGCGGCUUAACCCUUGGUGGAGGCUACGGUUACCUAAGUGGAAAACACGGUCUGACAAUCGACAACCUGCUCUCCGUCGAAGUCGUCCUGGCCUCAGGCGAAGUCGCCACAGCCUCCCAGACCACCAACCCAGACCUCUUCUGGGCGAUCCGGGGCGCAGGCCAGAACUUCGGCGUCGUCACGAAGUUCACCUUCCAGGGCCAUCCCCAGCCUAACCCCGUCUUCGCCGGCCCGCUCGUCUUCCCGCCCACAGCGCUGCCGCAAAUCGUGCAAUUUAUGAACAAAUUCCACGCCACCAACGACGGCAACCAAGCCCUGCUCGUCGGCUUCAGCAGCCCGCCGCCCCAGAACGCCCCCGUCGUGCUGACACAGCUGUUCCACAACGGCACUGAGUCCGAGGCCCGCGCCAUCUUCGCCGACCUGUUUGCGCUGGGCCCCGUCGCCGACAUGACCGCUACGAUCCCGUACCCCGUGCUCAACAGCCUGCUCAACGCGUCCGCGGGCUUCGACGGGCGCAAGCAGUUCGGCGGCGGCGCGUUCAAGCUGCCGCUCGAGCCCGCGUUCGUGCAGGACGUGUACCGCGAGUUCCAGGCGUUCGUGGAGAGCAAUGCAGCCGAGCUGGCGCAGAGCAUGGUGCUGUGGGAGGUUGUGCCGUACAAGAAGGUCAUGGAGGUCAGCAACGAGGCGAUGAGUUUCUCGAACCGUGGGGACUAUUACAACGUCGCGACGAUGUUCAAGUGGUUCGAUCCCAAGCUCGACACGCAGAUUCGCACGUUCUCGCGCUCGCUGCUGAAGAAGGCGUCUGAGACGGCGGCGGAUAGGUCGAAGGACGGCGGCGUCGGCCAGUACGGGAAUUACGCCAGCGAGGAUGUGGCGGCGAAUGAUAUCUUUGGUGAGAAUGUGAGGCGCUUGGAGGAUCUGAAGCAGAAGUAUGAUCCGGACAACUUGUUCAGCCAUGGCACGAAGCUCACGCCGCGGCCGUUGGUUGUGGUGAACUAG
Boeremia exigua is the source of this 1431-nucleotide messenger RNA. RefSeq lists its product as uncharacterized. The transcript has 3 exons. Gene Ontology annotation, molecular function: oxidoreductase activity; FAD binding. NCBI's taxonomy places the organism in Eukaryota, Fungi, Ascomycota, Dothideomycetes, Pleosporales, Didymellaceae. The coding region runs from base 1 to 1431 and encodes 476 amino acids. The record is from RefSeq and is a predicted model, not a curated record.